CACCCCCCCGCGUCCAACAGGAGGCGAUGACGUCUGUAGCCUCGUUGCCAGAACAGUCCCCAGGCUGCCGCUGCCGUUCAUUGACAGGAGCGGGCGCUCGGACGUCAGCAGCCGGACCUUUGGCAAGGCUGCUCCCGCGGAGACGGUUCCCACCCCCGCACCUGCCAGCCCGCCCCCCCCCGGGGGGGUGGUCACGAAAUCAAAGCCUCCAGAGGAGGGGGGGGCCGGGGAGGUGCUGGGACUGGGGGAGGGGGGUGACUCGAAUCUGCCCUCUUUGUCCUGGAGCACCGGAGUAUAUAAAUAGUGCAGUCUCCAGCCAGACGCUCUCCCACUAUUGCACGCCCCCGCAGUACCCCCCAUCCGACCCCCGCCCCUUGUCACUACGCGUCGGGUUCGCUCUGCCAGGAGGGAGGCUGGGGUGCGGGGAAGCAGGGAGCGCAAACAGACAUUGGUUCUCUUUCCUCUUCCCAUUCAUAGAUUUCGGUUGGAGUCCUAGGGCCGCCGCGCCUGGAGUCGCAAUGAAUGGAUGGAUGCCCGCGCGCUGGGACCACCAGGUCCGCAGAGACGUCGCCGGCGCUAGGGGCGCUCCUCCAGCCUGGGGACAGGCGCCCUCGCCUCGGCGCAGUUGGGGGGGACCCCAAACUACCCUUAAGAGGCCAAAGGCCUGCUCUCCCCUUUCUCCCCAACACACACCAGGGUUAUUUUCUGUCCCUGAGAAGUUGGGACGCAAAACGUAGGGAACUGCGAUCAGUCUCCGCACCAUGAAGAGGUCCAGAUAGGGACCAAAGCCAGGGCCAUCCCGCAGCACGGAGGGUAGCAACAGAGAGGGGAGCGCCCACGUGGCGCAACGCGGGGGCUGAAGCCAAGCCUGUAGCCUCUCCCUGAGCACCGCUGGCGGCCCAGGACCGCGCGCUCUCCCUUCCUGAGCACCGAGCGAUGCACUGCGCAGGGAAGGAGGGCACGGCGGGAGGGUGCGUGCAGGGGACUGCUGCGCGGAUUCCCCACCCGAACCCGGCUCGCGGGGAAUCCGUGGGCUUGCACUCGCCAGAAAGAGCUGCUGCAGGAGCGGCAGAAUGGUAAGGCCCGUUCCCGAUCCUGGGUGGGAGGAACUUAAAGGACUGAGUUCUGAGGCACCAGGCACAGGGCGCAGCUUCAUAAAUGCACCCAAAAGCUUCCAUGGACUGACGGCACAGAUGUGGCUGAAGUGAACCUAAGGACGUUUGCUACCCCAAGACCCGGGCUUCAGGCCAGGUGACAACGGACGCCUAGGAGUGUGGUGACACCUGCGCAGAGCUCCUGGUGGUUCAACCUGUCCGAGAAGGUUGCAAGAAGAUGCCACUGUCUUAGCUUUCUCCCCUAGUGCUCAUACCCCAGAAAAGGUCACUGGGGCACUAGAUCCCAACCCCUUGUGCCAUGAGAGGGAAGCCCGCACAACUGUGUUGGCACUCCCCCCAAAUCGUCUCCUGGGUCCUUCCCAUUACACACACACAUAUAAUGUCAUUUCCCUAUGGAAAAAUAAAUCAGAACUUUCUCGACUCUCCACCUUCUCCCUCCAUCUCCACCCAGGUUCUCUGUUUUCCUUCACAACAGACUGCAGCUGUCUAGAGGGUGGCUCUGGUCUCUCUCCUCUCUCUGGGUCUUGAAUCGUUCCAGAACACUUUCUUAAGAGUUCUACUUCUGCCGCCUGCAAUAUCUCACUUUUACGAAGGUCACCAUUCAACCCAAAACUCUGUAUCCGAGAGUCCAUUCUUAGACAUCUAAGAUGACUUAGCCACUGCAGUGGACAGAAAUCCUCAUCCCACCUCCUUAGAACACAGCCUUCACUAGGCUUUCCAGACGCUCCACUCUGCUGAUUUGUGUCCCACCUUUCUGGACAUUCCCUCUUAGUCACAUUUGCUGAACUCCUCAUCUCCCACUGUCUUCAGGUUGCAGUGUCCCAAGGCUCAUCCAUGGACCUUUUAUUUUCCAUCACUCCCUGCUCCCUUGGUGAUCUUGCUCAGCCUCGUGGGUUUAAAUCUGAAUACUAAUGAUGCUUGCACUUAUAUAUUUAGCCUAGACCCAUCCCCUAAACUCUAGAUUCAUGUUUCUAACUACCAGCUCCACUGGGGCAUCUCGAAGGUGUCUGAAACCUAACAAGGCUAUCACUGGGCUCUUGAUUUUACCCCCAUCACAAACCUGCUCUUCCCACAGUUUUUCCACCUUGGUGAAUGGAAAGCCCACACUCAUCAUGUCUGGGUUAUAGCUGUCACCACCUCCCUCAGCUCUCACUCUGCCCACACCUCCUUCACUCUAUUCUCAGCCACAUGGGCCUUCCUAGAACCCACCAGGCACCCUCCCAACUCAGAGCCUUUGCAGCUGCUGAUUCCUCUCCAGAAACUCCUCUGCCCAAUGUCCUGAAUAUCUGCAGGGCACAUUCUCUUCCUCUUUCACAUUUUUUCCUCUUGCACCUCUUCAAGAAGCCUCCAGCGUCCACCCCACCACACACUGCUACACCACCUCUCCCAGCACUUAUUCCUGCCCUUCUUUGCUUUACUUCCUCCAUGCAUUGCUUGUAGUUCACUUACCUGCCUUGUUUAGUCUAUUUUCCCAGUAAAAUGUCAGCUUCCUAAUGGCAGGAAUUUUGCCUUUGCUUAUAAUUGCAUAAAAACUACAUAACCUCAUCAAACUUUCUUUACCUCUCACACACAUUCGGGAGUUGCCUGAUUCUUCUCUUAGAACACAGAAGAAAGUGAGCUUGGAGGUUGGCAAAGGCCAUUUCUCUGCCAUAGUGAUCUCCCACAUUAAAUGUGUAUGUGUGUGUGUGUGUGUGUGUGUGUGUGUGUGUGUGUAUCUGCCCAAGACCACUGUCACAUCUCUGGUGAUUCCUGAGAAAUGCAAUCUCUCUACCUUCCUCACUUUCUUCUUCAAUCCUUUCUUUGCCUUCCCCUUUUUCUUUCUUUUCUCUCCAUUAGUCUUCUUUUCUUUUCUUUUCUGCCUUAAGCCUUCCAUGGGCACCAAGGGGCAUGCCCACCUAGCCCUUGGCCACCACUGAGGUAAACGGGACCUUCAGGCUUACCUGUGUUCUCAAAGCCGCCUGCUCCUUCCCAUCCUUCCUGUUUCAAUAUGUUCACAUCCCUUCUCAUUAGCAAAUAAAUAUAUCUGUUUCUGGAGCUUUGGAGUACCCAAA
Macaca mulatta (Rhesus monkey) is the source of this 3166-nucleotide messenger RNA. The record is from RefSeq and is a predicted model, not a curated record. Lineage: Eukaryota; Metazoa; Chordata; Mammalia; Primates; Cercopithecidae.